Messenger RNA from Podarcis lilfordi (Lilford's wall lizard), 26542 nucleotides. Lineage: Eukaryota; Metazoa; Chordata; Lepidosauria; Squamata; Lacertidae. The record is from the annotation of a GenBank genome assembly.
GCGUGCGGGGCGGGGGGAGGAGAAGGAGGAUCGGAGGAGCCUCGCGAGAGCUGCGGCCGCUGCAGCAGGAGGCGCCGGUGGGCGCUGCGGGUCAGGAUCCGGGGGAGACGUUCGGCGGGGCCCGAGGACCGGGGCAGCGAAGCGGUGAGUCCUAAAAGCGGGGGAUGGAGAAGGGCGGAGGCCUCGCCCGUUGGACGCCCGGGCAAAGAGGCCUCCUCCUUCCAGUCCGCUGCCCUCCCCGCGCUAUGUUAGCGUGGUGCCUUCGGCGACAUGGGGACGGGGUUGUGCUUAUCUUUCCCCGGGGCCCAGCAAUGUGGCCUUCAGUGCGAUUUCUUGGAGAGGGUACGUGCAAUGGAGCCUUUCCGCGGCGCGUCUCUUCCCCUCAUUCUCCGCACUCCACCCUUGCAAAAAAAAAAGGGGGGGCCGUGGAUCAGGGGAGCUACCUCUUGGCUUUCCCUUUUUUCUCCGAACCUUUGCAAGAUGCAUGCACUGGACCCCGCUCCCUUCCCCAACAGGAGCGCCGUGCAAAAAGGGAUUAGAGGCAAAAGACUGUGCAGGUUCCAUCCGCAAGCUGUUGACAUUGAUGGUGCUGGUGGGGAGCGCGGGUUCCUGCAUUUUGAGGCCUUCCGGUAGAUGUGUGCCUGUGGUUAGUGUGUGUAAACUGUUCUCUAUAUGGGUUAUAUUUAUGUAAAACGGUAAGUUCCUUCUCUUCCCAUCCCUCCUUCAAUGAGUGCAUGAGUGUGCAAAGAUAUUCCAACAGAGACAAAAUGUGUUUGCAGAGUGACCUCAGCUAUGGUAUUGUAGAACCAAGGGCUUUGCUGAACUCCAUCCAAUCAGCAUCUUCCCUAAGGCAGUUGUCCUCUUCCACGGUUAACCCUGAACAUUCCAAAUUUUGUGGGUUACAUCUCCACUAUGCCAAAACCAAUUGACUGCCAGUUAACGCCACAGAAAUAAGCAAGAUUUACUUUCAAUAGGUAGAUAAUAGGAUGGCGCUGUCAGAGAGUUUAAGGGCAGGUUUGUGUUGGGGAGGAGUUAUAUGCAUUAAGAAGGCCUUAGUAAGUGUGUGUGUGUGUGUGUGUGUGUGUGAUCUAAUGAUUUUGGUUGAACAUUAGGAGGAACUUCUUGAUGGUAAGAGCAGUUGACCAAUGAAAGCAAUGACCUGGGCAGGUGUGUUCUCCAUGGCUGGAGGUCUUCAAGCAGAGGCAGAACAGCCAUCUGUUGGAGAUGCUUCAGCUCUGGAUUCUUUAACUGAGCAGGAAGUUGGAUAAGAUCACCUAGAUUCUGUAUUAUCCAGGGUCACAGCUCAGUGGUAGAGCUUCAGCUUUGCAUGCAGAAAUUCGCAGGUUCAGCCCCUGGCAUCUCCAGGUAGGUCAAGGAGACAUCCCUGCCUGAAACCUUGGAGAACCUCUGCCAGUCUCAUAGGCUGGCAAGGAGACAUCCCUGCCUGAAACCUUGGAGAACCUCUGCCAGUCUCAUGGAGCUGGGUGGACCAAUGGUUGACUCAGGGCUCACCCAGACUCCCUUUUGUGCUGUGUUUCCAGGCACAGGUCUGGACUUUAAAGCUUCGUGUCCAAGUGGUAUUUUUUUUGUCCUGGCGUUUUCCUUGGGAAAAUUCACAUUUUGGCACUGAAUUGAAGCAAACAGCAGUCAAAUUUUUUGUGGAUUGCCAUUUGGUCUGAUUCAGUGGUAGAAUGUGAGGUUCCCUGGGGAAAGUGUUGGGACAAAAAAAAAAAACCCUGGCCGGAUACAGAGCUUUAAAGCAUGGACCUGUUCCUGGAAAGUACAGUGCAAAAGGAAGUCAGGAUGAGCCCUCAGUAUAAGGCAGCAUCCUGCACCAUACCUUUAAAGUACAUUCAAAGCACAUCUCCUGUCCUCAGGAAUCCUGGGGAUUGUAGUUUACCCUUCACUGUGCUACAAUUCCUAGCACCUUUAACAAACUACAGUUCUCAGGAUUCUUUGUGAUGUGUGUGCUUUGGAUGUGCUUUAAAGGUCUGGUGUGUACACAGCCUGUGUUGACCUUCUCUUAUGCAUCAUUUCUCGCUUGGAAUCUUGGCUGCAAAUGCAUCCAAAGCCAGGGACUUGAUACAUAAUCUCGUCACCUUUAUGAUGUGGCUGCUCAAGUAUGAGGUUCAUUUCUUUCAAGCUGAUUCUUCCGUUUUGCUAACAGAGGCCUAGGAUGUGUGGCUAACCUAAACAUAUUGUUGUUCAAAGCAAGCCUAUCCAGAUGCUUAGAAAUGCUUAUGUGAAUUUUGAUUUGUUUUAGUAUUUUAACUUUCUGUCUGUUUAUAGUAUUGUAUUUCACCCCUUGAUUUUCUUGUUUUUAUCUUUUUGUAAACCACUUUGAGACUUGUUUGGUUUGUCACAAUCAAGUGGUGUACAAAAUUUAUGAAAUAAAUAAAUAAAAAUAAUGAUAUAACUGUCUAACAGUGUUAUUUAGUACAGAACGGGGGACUUGAACAUACCAGUUAGUACAGGUCAACAAACCUAGGUAGCUGCCUUAUGCUGAAUCAAGCAUUGGCACUUCUAACACAAGGCUGACCUGCACUUACAUCUCCGUACUUUCUAGGCAUGGUCUAUGCUUAUAGCUCCCAUUCCCAACCAAGCAACAUUUGCAGGGCACCAGGUUGGGGAAGGUUAGUGUAGGAUGAUGUUUUCUUUGGGAAAGUCAUUCAGAUGGACCCAUUCUCACAAAAUAUAAACAAUUGAUUCCUGGGGACUUCAAAAAUUGACUUGAGGAUCAAUGUACUUGUGUAUAUGUAGAAAGAAAACCAAAAUGGUAUUAUUUUGUAACUAGAUUUCAUCUCCCAGAAGUAUGGGCAUUUAUUUGCAUUCGAAAGAGAGACAGUAAUAAGCAGAGAGCAACCCUCAGAGAGAGAAACAACCAUAAACUCCUUAGGGUAGAUGUUCAGGCUCCAUUCAUCUGCAAAUGGCAGAUAAUGUUUUGCAUGAAGAUGGGGCUUCUAUUAUUUAUAAGGUCAAAAAUGUUGGGUCCAACCAAUGCUGAAAUAUCUGCUUAGGUUGGACUGAAGUCCUAAAAUAUGCACAAGCUCUUCAGUCCAAUCCUUUGCAUGUUUACUUGUCCUCCUGAGAUGAACGGCAGUUGAGUGUGCAUCAAUCAGUUUGAAACCCAGCCUAGGGGUAUUGCAUUUGGAAAUUAGGUAGCAGCAGAGUCUGUCUUUCUCAGCUGGAAAAUGAAAUGCCUUUUCUUAUUAUUUCUCUGACACAAGGCUACCUGGUGUUCCUUCACAUUACUCAAAAUAGGGUCUACUCCCAGUGGUGCAGCUGGCAUUUUAGACCCUAGACUUAAUGGACUUAUGAGGUGUGGGUGGGUGCUCUUUAAGUGGCAAUAUGUAUUACUUCACUUAUUUCAAAAUACAGUAAACCAGUUCUGCUGCAUUUGCACUCCCCUCGCUUAUUCUGUUGGACAGGCCCUGGACGUGUUUCUGCACCAAAGUCCUUCCUUGGUGGCACCAUCUCAGGCGAAGCGCCAUAGCUUCUUCAUAGAGCAUUUAGAUGACCUGAGGUUCAAUCCCUGGCAUCUCUGGAUAGGUCCAUGAAAGACUGCUGUCUGAACCCUGGAGAGCCACCAUCAGGAUGGACAGUACUGAGCUAAGUGGAUCAGUGGACUGAUAGUUCAAUGCAGCUUCCUCUGUUCCCAAUCCAGUGACCUGGCUGGAAGCAGAGAGGCUGCUGUCACCUGUAAUAUGAGAACAGCAGAAUUUGUGGGCAUUUGCAGAUUAUUGUCUUACACUUUCGAGUGGUGGCGAAUGUAUAUGGAGGUUUCUAUGCUGUAGCUAUUGUAGAGCUGGAAGAGGUGCAGAAAUCACAAUCCAAAUGAUUAAGAUGGCAGAACAUGUUUCCAGUUAGGCAAGUUGAGACUUUCCAGCUUAAAGAGAAAGAAUAUUAAGUGGAAUAUGACCAUGGUUUACAAAGUUAUGAGGUGGUGUGGGGAAAGAAAGAGAAAACUUAACUCUCGUUCCAUAACAUCCAUAAAAUUAAUGAGUGGAAAUUGCAGGGAAGCCAACUUUUGUUAAAUUCCAGGAGAAACUUCCUUCGGAAAGGGAUGUAGUCACCUGUCUUGCAUGCAGGAAAUCCUAGGUUCAAUCAAUCCCCAGCAUCUCUAAGUCGGGCUGGGAAAGAUUCCUUACCUGAAACCCUGGAGAGCCAAUACUGAGCUAGAUGGACCAAUUGGCCUGACUCACUAUAAGGCAGCUUCUUAUGAAUCAUAGAAUCAUAGAAUCAUAGAGUUGGAAGAGACCACAAGGGCCAUCGAGUCCAACCCCCUGCCAAGCAGGAAACACCAUCAGAGCACUCCUGACAUAUGGUUGUCAAGCCUCUGCUUAAAGACCUCCAAAGAAGGAGACUCCACCACACUCCUUGGCAGCAAAUUCCACUGUCGAACAGCUCUUACUGUCAGGAAGUUCUUCCUAAUGUUUAGGUGGAAUCUUCUUUCUUGUAGUUUGGAUCCAUUGCUCCGUGUCCGCUUCUCUGGAGCAGCAGAAAACAACCUUUCUCCCUCCUCUAUGUGACAUCCUUUUAUAUAUUUGAACAUGGCUAUCAUAUCACCCCUUAACCUCCUCUUCUCCAGGCUAAACAUGCCCAGCUCCCUUAGCCGUUCCUCAUAAGGCAUCGUUUCCAGGCCUUUGACCAUUUUGGUUGCCCUCCUCUGGACACGUUCCAGUUAGAGCGGUAGUCUCGUAAUCUGGGGAACCGGGUUCGCGUCUCCGCUCCUCCACCUGCAGCUGCUGGGUGACCUUGGGCCAGUCACACUUCUUUGAAGUCUCUCAGCCCCACUCACCUCACAGAGUGUUUGUUGUGGGGGAGGAAGGGAAAGGAGAAUGUUAGCCGCUUUGAGACUCCUGAAGGGGAGUGAAAGGCGGGAUAUCAAAUCCAAACUCUUCUUCUUCUUCUUGAACUGUGGUGCCCAGAACUGGACACAGUACUCCAGGUGAGGUCUGACCAGAGCAGAAUACAGUGGCACUAUUACUUCCCUUGAUCUAGAUACUAUACUCCUAUUGAUGCAGCCCAGAAUUGCAUUGGCUUUUUUAGCUGCCGCGUCACACUGUUGGCUCAUGUCAAGUUUGUGGUCAACCAAGACUCCUAGAUCCUUUUCACAAGCCAGGUGUCACCCAUCUUGUAUUUGUGCCUCUCAUUUUUUUUGCCCAAGUGCAAUACUUUACAUUUCUCCCUGUUAAAAUUCAUCUUGUUUGUUUUGGCCCAGUUCUCUAAUCUGUCAAGGUCGUUUUGAAGUGUGAUCCUGUCCUCUGGGGUGUUAGCCACCCCUCACAGUUUGGUGUCAUCUGCAAAUUUGAUCAGGAUGCCCUUGAGUCCAUCAUCCAAGUCGCUGAUAAAGAUGUUGAAUAAGACCGGGCCCAAGACAGAACCCUGUGGCACCCCACUAGUCACUCUUCUCCAGGAUGAAGAAGAACCAUUGAUGAGCACCCUUUGGGUUCGGUCAGUCAGCCAGUUACAAAUCCACUGAGUGGUAGCAUAGUCAAGACCGCAUUUUACCAGCUUCUUUACAAGAAUAUCAUGGGGCACCUUGUCAAAUGCCUUGCUGAAAUCAAGGUAGGCUACAUCCACUGCGUUCCCUUCAUCUACCAGGCUUGUAAUUCUGUCAAAAAACGAGAUCAGGUUAGUCUGACAUGACUUAUUUUCAGAAAUCCAUGCUGACUAUUGGUGAUCACAGCAUUCCUUUCUAGGUGCUCACAGACUGUUUGCUUAAUGAUCUGCUCCAGAAUCUUCCCUGGUAUUGAUGUCAGACUGACUGGGCGGUAAUUAUUUGGGUCCUCUCUUUUCCCCUUUUUGAAAAUAGGGACAACAUUUGCCCUCCUCCAGUCUGCCGGGACUUUGCCUGUUCUCCAGGAAUUCUCAAAGAUGACUGCCAGUGGUUCUGAGAUCACAUCUGCCAGUUCUUUUAAUACUCUUGGAUGCAGUUCAUCUGGCCCUGGAGACUUGAAUACAUCUAAACUAGCCACGUAUUCUUGUACUAUCUCCUUAGUUAUUCUGGGCUGUGUUUCCUUUGCUGAAUCAUUUGCUCCAAAUUCUUCAGGUCGGGCAUUGUUUUCUUUAUUGGAGAAGACUGAGGCAAAGAAGGCAUUGAGGAGUUCAGCCCUUUCUGUGUCCCCUGUUUGCAUUUCACCAUCUUCUCCUCUGAGUGACCCCACUGUUUCUUUGUUCUUCCUUUUUCUACUGAACAUACCCAUAAAAGCCUUUUUGUUGCUUUUAACCUCUCUAGCAAGCCUGAGUUCAUUCUGUGCUUUAGCUUUUCUGACUUUGUGUCUACACGUGCUGGCUAUUUGUUUGAAUUCCUCUUUGGUGGUUUCCCCCUUUUCCAUUUUUGUACACAUCCUUUUUAAAUCUUAACUCAGUUAAAAGUUCUUUAGAUAGCCACCCUGGCUUCUUUAGGCACCUUCCAUGUUUCCGUCUCAUUGGUAUUGCCUGACGUUGUGCUUUUACUAUCUCCCUCUUAACAAACUCCCAGCCAUCAUGAACUCCCUUUCCUUUUAGUAUUACUGUCCAUGGGAUCUCACCCAGCACUUCCCUAAGUUUUAUGAAGUCGGCUUUCUUAAAGUCAAGAAAUUGAGUCCUAGUAUGCUUGGCUGCUCCUUUCCGCUGUAUAGUAAACUUCAGAAGAGCAUGAUCACUCGCGCCUAAUGAUCCUUCCACUUCUACCCCACUAACCAGGUCAUCAACAUUGGUUAGGACCAGAUCUAAAAUGGCUGUUCCUCUUGUUGUUAUGGCCAGAGCUGAUUUCAGAGUUGGAGGCAGAGGGGCAGGAGACAGUUUUGUUGUCAAGAACCAGGCACCCCCUUCCUUGGUGGGAUUAGAUGCACCCACUCAGAACAGAUACGUGCACACUCAGCAGUCUCGUAUGACAAGAGUCGCCCCUGAGUGAGCUCACCCCAUCCUUUCUUUAAUAACUUGACACAAGGGAUGUGUCAACUCUUGGGAUAUCUGUGUAAUUUCCAUUUGGUUAUGAACCACUUGCCUUGUUUGUGCAUCUUGGAACCUUGACCUCUGGACCCCCUGCUUCCUACUGAGCCUUUACCACUAUUAGCCUGGGAAGUUAUCUCUACCUCACCUACAAGUAAGAGUCAUUGCCAACAUGUUUUGGGAUAGGAUCCUGACACUGAUUUGUUAUAUGGCAGCUUUCCUAUGCAGCCUGUUCACAUUUUAAGAUUCUGAAAAUGCCCAUUUGCCCAAGGCUUGAUAUUUAUUCCAGCCUUUCCCAACCUGGUGUCCUCUAUAAGUUGUUGGAUUCCUGCGCCCAUCAGUUGCAGCAAGCAGGGCUAAUGGUCACAAGGGAUGGGUUCAAAUACAGGGGUACCUCGGGUUAAGUACUUAAUUCGUUCUGGAGGUCCGUUCUUAACCUGAAACUGUUCUUAACCUGAAGCACCACUUUAGCUAAUGGGGCCUCCUGCUUCCGUGCCACCGGAGCACGAUUUCUGUUCUCAUCCUGAAGCAAAGUUCUUAACCUGAGGUACUAUUUCUGGGUUAGCGGAGUCUGUAACCUGAAGUGUAUAUAACCUGAAGCAUAUGUAACCCGAGGUACCACUGUAGUGAUGCGGGGAAGAAAAUUUCACAGUGCUUUAUUUUUCCUUGAGAAAUAUCCCAUUUCCUAAGUUUAUUAGUAACAGUGAAUGGAGUCUAAGUGAAAAUACCUCGUUAGACAAACCUGGCAGUUUCAAAGUGUUUAGCUUUGUUUAUUAAAUGCAGUUUGAAUAAACAUGCUAGAUUAAAUCAUUCCUUCAUCCACCAGUGAGGAACCUCCAACCUAUUGGCUUAAUUAGGCCCAGCAAAGGUCACAGUUGGGUCCCCCAGGCCAUUUCCCCCCAACCACACUCACCUGCCCCACACCUUACAUAUGUGAUGCCAGGUGUGGGGCAAGUAAAUAUUUGGCUGCAAAUGAGCAAUUGGGAACUUAAACUUUCCUCCUGAUCAUGUCUUGUUUUGAAUCGAUUUAACACCUGUAUUCCAUUUCUUGGUGAGUGGCACUCACUGACAGCACUGAUCUGUGAGACCUGCUGGGAUUGGCUGCACUAGGGAGUUUCCUACUGGGAACUUUCUAGCACAGUUGAUGGGAGUUGCUCUUGGUGCUGCUCUGCACAUGACAAAACUGCCAAUUUGGGGAGGAAAAAUGUCCAUUUGCAAGAACAUUUUGAUACAAAUCACCCCUGUAAACUGACAUUAAAAGGGCAUACCAUAACUGCCAAUCAGCUGCUUGGGGGUUAUAGCAAGCCUCACUGAAUGCAUUCUCUCAACCCAAAUAAGUUGAUUAGCCCAUCUUCAAAGGGGUCCAAUCAGUUGGUUAGUGAGUCCCUCUAAAGUUGUCACCUAAUAAGAUGAUUGGAGGUGAUUGACAGGGCUGCAGCCCAAUCCAUCUGCUAAAGGUGGCCUGGGGAUCUGCCCCACUGGUCAGAUUCCGUUCCCCACCCCUGCUCAGAAUCAUUUCCUGCAAACUGAAAAUUCCUCUAUGCAACUUUGACAUUUUUCAGAAAAGACACAUCUCUUGGGUUCUAGUCCAAAACAUUGGGCUGGUAUCAGGUUGGGACAGCCUCCCUUGUUGCAUUUAUGGAACACUCUCCCCAAGAAUGCUUCCCUGGCACUGAAUUUAACAUCCUUUCGGCACCAAGAGAAGGCACCUUAUUUGCUUUGGCUUUUGUCAAAAGCCACUUAAUGCUAAUUUUGUUUUUGUUUUCGCUUACUGUUUUGUGCUAGCUUUAAUAUGGUUGUCAUUAGUUUUUAAGUGUUAAUUGCAAAGUAGGGUGUGACAUUAAAACAUUUAAGUAAAUAAAUGAAAUGGAAACAUUAGUUCUCGGAAAGAUCUGUAGAUGUUUUUUCAUGCUAAUCAAUGUAAUGUAUAAGUUCAAAUCUGAGAACCAGUUCUGAAAACAUUUAGUAUGGGAUAAGCACAUAUAAGUACCAUAUUUUUCUGUGUAUAAGACUAGGGUUUUUUUUGCCAAACAAUUAGGUUUAAAAUUGGGGCUCGUCUUAUACACGGGUAGUGCUGAGGGGUGUUUUCUUAAUUUGGAGUCCCCUUAAUUUGAAGUCUUAUACAUGGAAAAAAUACAGGAUUUGCAUAUUUUGGUUCUGUCAUCCCCCUCUCUCCCACAGUAUCUUCUUUUCUUCUGGUGUAUAUUUUGGAAAAUUGCUGUUUGCCCCUCUGUCUAUUCUCUAUACAUUCAGACACCUCUUGAGGUGUAGACACCAAACUUGGCAUGAUGGUUCCUGAGAUCAAGGGGCAGGUUUUUUUGUGUAUAUUUCAAUACUAUUGAAAGCUAUUUUGAAUCAAGAUAGUGGAUCGAACCUUUCAAAAUGGCAUUGAUUUGUGUACCUCUUAGGUUAUUGUUAACUGUCAUGCAGCCUACUGGACGAAUCCUCUUCAGAGGAGGACCUGGCACUCCCCAAAGCACAUGUUACAGAGGAACAAGCUGGGCCAUUGGGCAGUAAGACAGUGGAGGCCAAUCUGGGACUUUUAGGGGUCACAGCACCUCAAUUUUUCCGCAAGACACAGAGGGCCCCUACACAGAAUUGGAGGUGGGAGCUGAGCUAUCACCAUGUCCAUGAACUGAUUAGCCAUGAAGCUGUUUGGGGUAACCUUUGGCCAGUCUUAAAGCCUAGCUUACCUCACAGGGUUGUUGUCAGAAUACAGAUACAGUGGUACCUCAGGUUACAUACGCUUCAGGUUACAGACUCUGCUAACCCAGAAAUAGUACCUCGGGUUAAGAACUUUGCUUCAGGAUGAGAACAGAAAUCGUGCUCUGGCGGCGCGGUGGCAGCAGGAGGCCCCAUUGGUUAAAGUGGUGCUUCAGGUUAAGAACAGUUUCAGGUUAAGAACGGACCUCCGGAACGAAUUAAGUACUUAACCCGAGGUACCACUGUAGAAGGAGAAAGUGCCGUGUAACCUCCUUGAGCUCCUUGGAAGAAAGACGAGGUAUCAGUGGAAUCAAAUGAAACAAUAGGAUUGCAAAGAGUAUUCAAACCAUGGUUUGCAAUCCUGGUUUGUGCAGACCUUGUGCAGAAGACUCUAAGCUUAGCAUAGGUGUGUCUGUGCACCAUACAUUGAAAGCACAUACAAUAGUUCCAACAAAGAAUCCUGGGAACUGUAGUUUGUUCAGGAAGUGCUAGGCAUUGUGGCUCUGUGUGGGUAAACUACAGUUCCCAGUAUUCUCUGGAGGAAGCCACGUGCUUUAAGUAUAUGGUGUUUAUGCAGCUAUAGAGUCACCUGCUUUAAGUCCUUGGGAAUGCACCAAACCAAUACCUAAUCAAUGCAAGAAAACAGGGAGAUAAUCCCCUAUGAGGAACAAUGCAUUCUGCUGUAUUUUCAUCUUGAUGUCAUAAGGCAGAAGCUUGGAUUUUUUGGAUACAUCCUUCAGAAAACAUGAGCCAAAGUCUGGGACUGUAGUGCCACUACAGUCAAGCUGGCUGUCCUUGUAGAUCUAUUCUGGCUCUUCCUGUCCAGGUCUGCUUCUGUGGAUUAGAGAGUAGUGUGGGUCAAUGUAGGUCACUCAUAGGUUACUCAGGAAGAGCCAGAGGCUAAGUAUGUCUGUCCUACAUUGUAGAACCUUUUUUAACUUCUUAGGCUAAAGCCGGUUUGUUUAGCAACACAGGCUUCUGCUGGACGCUUGCUAUGGAUGCCUCUAACAGCUUUGCCUGUCAGUUGCUAGUCAGAUCUUGUGCAUUUCCAAUUUAUCUACUUAGGAAAGGAAUUCUAAUUGACUGGGAAAGAAUAGGAAGAUGAGCACAAUUAUUAUUGUACUGUUAAAUGUAUAUUCCCCCUGCCUGUUUCUCCCAAAGGAGCCCAGGGCGGCAAAUACAUCAGGCUUAAAAUAGCUAAGAAGGCCUUACUCUUUAUAUAAUGGUUUGGAAAUAAAUGUGGCCUUCCAGGCUUCUAUAUCUGGUUCCCUGGGAAUUCUCUCCAUGCCGUACCCCUUAAUGGCCCUCCUUUGCCCCCCAAGUGGUUUUGCAUGGUUGGAAUAUGUCCUUGGAAUAAUGUCUCUUGUUUGUCUGGAGACUAGAGAGGAGUGUGUGUACAAACUAUAAACUUUGCAUUCAUUUCUCCACCCACAUUUGUGUCUGGCCCUGUCCACCGCUGGCCUGUGCCUCUAAGAAGCUUGCCCAGAAAGUAACAUGGCUCUCAGCUGGAAAAAAGUCCCCCACCCUGAUUUACAUUGAUCUUAAGUUUACUGAGGUGGUGAUGCUUUUGUUUCGAGUUGUGCCAAGCCACUGCAAAUGUUCCCUUGGAUUUUGAGGCUGCAAAGGAAGCAAAUUGCAUAAUUAGGCCUGGUCUAUCAGAAGUGGAAAGCCUUACAUGUCAAAGACAUGUUUAUCCCUAGUCUCUUCCUUUAACAUCAUAUCUGUUGUCAUUGAAGUCUUGGGAGCACACACAAUUCAUAAAGCUAGCCCAGUACUUGAUUGUUUCUCUCAAACAAGCAGGAAGUGCCUGGCUCCAAUCAGAUACAAAUAAGUUCAGUGUCAUCUGGUGGCAAAACUAUAUAAUGAUGCUAUCCACAUAACUGUUCCCUGAUUUCUUUCAGCUUUAUUGGUGGUGUGACAAGUUCUUCUGUCUAUCUGUGGAAUAAAGACUGAGCGACAUCAUGGGAGGUAAGAUGACAGUAAGAUUUCCUUGUGUGAGGAAAAGCUUUCAUUGUGUGAGGAAUUGAUGCUCUGAGCAAGGCCUGAUUCUAUUAACACUUUUUAUCCUGGAACAGUAGUUUGUAUAUUCCUAUGUUCCAGCCUGAACUGGGAGGCUGAAGUGAGUCAAGACUUAAUGACAAGAUCAGUACUCCUGAGAUGCCUGUGUUUGACACAGCGACAACUUUUGAUGGACAGAGCUCCCACUUUCAUAGCAAUUCACAGUGUUGAUCUGUCAGUGGUCUGCCAAUGGCCAAAGACAGACAGCGACAAGUGGAACCAGUCUAGAGAUGCCCAUCUGUUGCUUCACAGAAAUCUCCAGUCACAACUUCUUGUACCCAUCAAAGGUAUCUGGACUUUGAAAAGAAUAAGUAGUGGAGAUUAUUGGCCCCAUAUGAAUGCAAACCAUCCUAGUAUUCCACUAGGAUCGUCCAAUUUUGCUAAAUAAUCAGUGAAGCCUGACCAAAUGGUGCAAAAUUUGGCUUUUUUGAUUUGUCCUCCAAAUAAUCAUAUUUAAGUGAUAAUCUUCUCUGAAAUUGCCAAUACUAAUAGCUUUUCAUACUAAGCCUCUAUAGAGAGGCCCUUCAGAUAUUUCCAGUAUUUAGAGAUUAAUAGUCUCGCAGCCAUUAAAAAGCCAACUUUUCUUUGACUAUAUUUGUUCUGGUUGCCCCAAAUACUUAGCAGUGUCAGGUAGGGCACUGGUAAUAAGUUUUGUGCUCUUAUUUGGUUAAUUUCAGGAAACGCAGAUUUUGUUGCAGUCUUGAAUCCUGUUGUUCAAGGCAGCCAGCUGGCCAUGCCUUCUUUCAGGAUAUUCAAUUUCCCUCUUCCUCUGCCCCACUACAGCAGUCAGCCAACAUUCCAUUCCCACAGAGCAUGCUUGCGGGACUCUUCCCCCAACCUGUUUCUUCUCUUGUAGAUUUGUGUGUGUGUUUGUACUUCCACACACCUUGGGGUUCCACUGAGUCUGCUGAUGCCUCUCUCUUGUGUGUAGAUGGUGCUGUUCUGACUGUACAAGAGUCCACACUCAGAGAAGGAGAUUGCCAUGAGUAUAUGCCAGGGAUAGCCAAUGUGGUCGCUUCCCAUUGUUGUUGACUCCCCAUCAUCCCUGGCCAUUGACCAUGUUAGCUGGGACUGAUGGGAGCUGGAGGCCAAGGACAUCUGGGGGAUUCUACAUUGGCUGUCACUGAUAUGUAGAAUGGUCUAUGGCAGAAGUCACCCACAAUUCCUCAGUGAUGUAGAGUUACAGCAAGGGCUGCUUGCAAAAGGGCUUUCAAAUAGCCCUGUGUUGAACCUUGCUUCAGGAGCAGAAAGCAGUUUCCAUUAAAAAUGCUGUUAAAAUGGACAAGAAAGGCCUAUCUAUAUUAGCAAGUGUUUCAAUGGAAAUCACUUCCUCCUCCUUCCUCCAUUCGUGGGCAGUGGAAGCAUGCCUUGCUCUAGGAAAGGAACCACCAGGAGUUCAUUUUCAGCUCCCAACUGUUCAUUUGAAGCCAUAUGAAUACCAGUCCCACACCUAACAUCACCUAUAAUGUCAGGUGUGGAGGGGGGAAGAGGCCAAACUGGUACCCCUGGCAGGUGUACCAGGGGGCGUAGCCUGUGAACCAGAGGUUCCCCACCCUUGAUGUAGAUGGAAAUCAGCCCAAUUAUACACUCUGGAUUUUUAUUUCAUAAGGAAGGCUUCCAGACUUCUUAAUGGCACUCAUCAUUGGAAUGCUAGUGGUCCCUUUUCUGUAUGUCAGUCGCCCUUCUCCCUUGACCUGAAAGUCACCCAAAUGAGCCUUUUAUAUUAUUGUGGCUGUUAUCAGUCCCACGAACCCCAGAGCACCAAGAGAGGGAGAAACAGUUCCUCUCGCUGUACAUAGUUCUAUAGUCAUUUCUCUGUCAUUUCUCUGCCCUCCCUACCCUCUAAUCAAUAUGUUAUGCUGUUGAUCAUAAAUGUAUUUUCUUGGAAGUUAAGCCAAAUCUGCCAUUAGGCAGAAGGGCUGUUGACUCAGACCUGGGAUAUCAUUGUCAUUCAUUUAAUUUGUUAUUGGAUUUUUACUGCUGGGAGGUGAUGGCAUGAAACAGUGCCAUUUAGAUUUUAUAUCUAAAGUGCUAAAUUGUCUUGGGCAGGCCCUUCUUAGGAAUAAAUCCUCUUUCCACAGGUUCACCUCCAGGCAAAUGUUCUUAGGAUUGCAUAUUGAACUGUUCACCUCAAGCAAAUUGUCACAAAUAAGAUGCACAGCUCAUUGUCUGGGGAUUCUGAAUAAUUAAUUUAGUCAUCGCAACCAGUAAUAGUUUGUUAAAAUAUCCUCUUCUCUCUGCUCCCCCACUGUCUGGGGCAUCAGCUUCUGUGUUAUCUUUGUCACAGAACAGGUGCAUAGGAGGCUGCUAACUUUAUCUGUAUGUAAAGUGUGCAUUGGGGAUGGGGGACAGACCAAAAGAGAAGUAUUUAAAUUAUUAAUGGAACUGUUUUUGGGAGCAGAAUGAGGAGUUCUUUUUUAGAAAAUGCAGUCUGAACCACAUUUCAAACUACUGUACUUUUGCACUCACAUUCUCAUGGCAAAGUAAGUUCAGAGGAGCUGCAAUAUGGCUAGUUGAAAGUUGCAAUGCUGUAAUGAUCAAGAGUCUCAGCUGUACACCAGGAAGUCCCUCAGUCUGAACAUACGAAAUCACUGAGUGACUCAAGGCAAGCUGUUCUUUCUCUGCUUUUUGCUUAUAACAGGGGUUGGGAACUUGGCACUCUAUAUAUUGUUGGACUCCAACACCUAUUGGAGUGUGGCCAAGGACCAUGUGAACGCUAGUUCAGCAACGUAUGGGAAGCCACAGAAUGCCCAUCCCUUGCCUAUAGUAUUUUCACAGUAGGGUUCUUAUAAGAGUGGCAGAGAUAUUUGCUGGGUUGAAACAUAAUGGCAAUACUGUGAUUUGUUUUUGCUAAGCCAUUGUUGUUUAAUGUGGUUAGUGCAAGCCAUGGUUUUGUGCCUAGCUUUUGUAUACAAUCAUUGUGUUCAAAAGUGUUGAACCAUUCGGAAACGGCCCUGCUUGAAUAUUGAAUAUUACUUGCGGAGGGAAAUGGAAAAGAAAUAACUUGCCUUCUGUUUUUCUUGCAGAAAGAAUGAACAAUUUCCCUCCUCUCCCUCAUUUCAUCCCAUUGAAACCGUGCUUUUACCAGGAUUUUGAUGAGGAAAUCCCACCCCUACACCGAACCACAGUCAAACGUCUUUACUACCUCUGGAUGUGUAAGUUGUGGAGGUUGGAGGGUUAAAAGGGCAGGCCAACAUUCCAGUGGGUGUAAGUGGGGAAGCAUGGACCAGAAGCAGUAAGGGACCCACUCUUUCAUUUCCCUUUCCACAAAUCUGAAUUUAAAAUUUUAAUUUAUUUUCAAUAUUGAUAGAAUUUUUUUGGCCAGAGAGGCAGAAUUAGGCUCACAAUGCGGAAUGUGGGGCUCCUGGCAGAUAUGAGCUGCCAAUCUUAGCCUUGGGGGACCUCCAACAGAUAUACCCUGAAAGAUCCUGGAUAUCGAAGGCAUCAGGUGGUCAUAAAGGCAUCCUGGACUCAAGUUGUUAAAGGUUUUGUAAAUUAAGACAAGAACUUGACCUUGGCCUGGUAACAUAUGGGCAGUCUGCAAGAUUUUAAGCACUGGACUGAUGUGGUGUCAAUAGUCUGUCUGCCAUUUUGUUUUCUAAUUGCUAUUUAAGAAAAGGGUCACAAUGGCUGAAGAAAAGGGACAUCAGACAUUAAAAACUUCCCUAAAUAGGGCUGCCUUCAGAUGUCUUCUAAAAGUCAGAUAGUUGUUUAUUUCCUUGACAUCUGAUGGAAGGGCGUUCCACAGGGCGGGUGCCACUACCGAGCAGGCCCUCUGUCUGGUUCCCUGUAACUUCACUUCUCUCAGUGAGGGAACCUCCAGAAGGCCCUCAGAACUGGACCUCAGCGUCCGGGCUGAACGAUUGGGGGUGGAGAUGCUCCUUCAGGUAUACUGGGCCGAGGAAACAACUUUUGUGUCUGGAUUUACACCUUUUUAAAUAUGGCAAUCCUAGGUUAUUAUUUGUAGACAUAUGUGUGGAACCAUGUCCAGAUAGAGUAUUAAUUCUUCAGAUCUGGACAAAAGGUUUUGGCCAGCAUGAAACAGUUUUCCAGUCCCAGCCUUCGUCUUUGUUCCUGGUUUCUGUUUCCAUAAGGGCCAACUCAGUCGUCAGUGUAGUCUCAAAAUAUUUAAUAAAAACAGUUUAAAACAACAACACUGUAGGUAGUUGUUGACUGUUAAGAGGGUAGAUUUAUUUGGUUCCUUUUUGUUGUUCUACUCCUUUGUCUCUCUUCCUUGCCUUUCCCAAAGGGAAUGUGAGAAGCCUGACUAGGGGCACUUCCAGACAAUGUGUGUUUAUAGAACAUUCAUACUGAUUUGUUUGUAAAAGAUUUGGGAGGCUAGGUUCCUGUCAUUUUGGAGAAGUGGGUUUGUUGGGCAAGGCCUCUAACUCAGCUUUAAUUGCAUAACCUGAAUUUGCCAGCAUGUGGUUGAAUCAUACCUGAAAAUAGCUAUGGUCUGGAAACACCCUUAGAAAAUUGUGGAGGCGGCACUUAUUAUUCUUCAUUGAAGCUCUGAACUCAUUUAUCUUUCCCAUUCUCAGCUUGUCCAGCUCUUGCUGUGUGAUCUGCUACUUUUGCUCCUCUCUCUGUGUGUCUCUUUCGAUAAAUGUGUUUGCAGUGAAUAGCAUCACCUUGGCAGUGAAUCUGAUUGGUUGCCUUGCGUGGAUGAUCGGAGGUGGUGGAGCAGUUAACUUUGGACUGGCAAUUCUCUGGCUCAUUCUCUUUACGCCUUGCUCCUAUGUCUGCUGGUUUAGACCCAUUUACAAAGCCUUCAAGUAAGUGAUAGGCACAGCUUCUCUCUCUCUCUCUCUCUCUCUCUCUCAUUCUCCAGCCCCACCCCAGUGUGCUCCUCAGUUCUUUUGGCUAGGUCCUACUGCACAGAUGGGGAAUCCAUGGCUUCCACUUGCUGUUGGACUCCCAACUCCCAUCAGCCCCAGCUAGCCUGAUCAACAGUGUGGGAUGAUGGGCAUUAUAGUCUGGCAACAUCUGGAAGGCCACAGAUUUCCCAUCCCUUUGCUGCUGCGUUCAGUAGCCCCUCCAUAUCCACCCAUUCCUUAGUUCCUGUUUUAUUCCCCUGUGCACAGAUGUUCUAACCCGUGGUGGUCUCCAGCUUCUACCACACAUUUCUGCUUCUCCUGUUCUCACCUGCGAAUCACAUCACCCUUCCUUCUCUUAUCCAUCCUUGCCCCCGCCCAUGACUUUAAGCCAUGUGUCUGAUCACUAUCACUAUAAGGAAAGGCAUUGUGGCAGAAUGUCCUCUCCCUUUCCAAGCAGUCCUAGUCAUCUUCAGUGUGUGUUCAGUGUUCUUAGGCAUGCAGAAAUGGGGGGAAGCUUUUUAAAAUUAGCACUGCAAAUUAAUGCUAGCUUGGUCAUCCUUUCUCUGUUCAGCCAUCAAUAAAUAGGUGCUUUCCCUCCUGUCUUUUCCUGGAGGCUGCUUUCAUCCUAAGUGGAUCAUCUUGUAUGGUGACAGGUCUCUUUUCAAAGGAUGGGAGAGCACUCUCUCUUUCCUUUUAAGUCUUGACUGCUGGUGGGAGACCUGCCUAGUGGUUGGACUGGUUGUCAGUGGAGAAAGCAACAAUGAUGGGCUCUUUUCUUUUGUAGGACAGACAGCUCCUUCAGCUUCAUGGCUUUCUUCUUCACCUUCAUGGCUCAGCUGGUGAUCAGCAUCAUCCAGGCAGUCGGGAUCCCCGGCUGGGGAGUCUGGUAAGCUGGACAUCUGAGGGGUUAACAAGAGCAGCCACCCACUUAAAAUAAAUAUUUAGGCAAUUAACUGUAUGGCCUAGAUCAGGGAUAGGGAACUGCCCUGUGAUCUCGUUAGCUGGAGAUGCUGGGGAUUGAAUGCCCUUUUUAUCCUUCCACUUCAUACCUGCUGUGUAGGAGAGGGGAAGAUGGCUGCCAAAUGCUUGAAGCAGGGUUUUGAGCUCUAAGGCAAGUUUCUGCUCUAUAACCAACCCAUAGCAUUUGUUUUUAUCCUCUCUUCCAUUUUAUUUCUUAACACCUUUUAGUGCUUCGUUUUGUUGUUUUAAUUUAUUGUUUUAUCCCAUUGUUUUAUUGUUCUAACUCCUCUAAACUGUGAGGCUGCAUGAAACUGGAGCACUUUGCUAGGCAAGGUUGAGCCAAAGUUUACAAGAUACAGUGGUACCUCGGGUUACAGACACUUCAGGUUACAGACUCCGCUAACCCGCUAAGUACCUCGGGUUAAGAACUUUGCUUCAGGAUGAGAACAGAAAUUGCGCGACGGUGGCAGUGGGAGGCCCCAUUAGCUAAAGUGGUGCUUCAGGUUAAGAACGGACCUCUGGAACGAAUUAAGUUCUUAACCCGAGGUACCACUGUACUAGUUAUAAAUUAAGGAAGAGAAACAUAUUGAUUAUCAGAACUGUUGACGAGCGAGCCCAGGUGGCAGCUGCAGAGAGUCUCCAAAAUGCUCCCUUCUGCUGGAUGGCACUGACGCCGGACCUAUAAAUUCAAGGCCACCACGUAUGGAGAUAAUUGAUUUCUGCAAACUGCCGAAGAAUAAUCAUAAUUAUUAUGGUACUUACUAGAAAGAACUGCAAAGUUCUGGGAAUCAUGCCAGAUUCGUUAAUCAGCUCCCCAGAACCCCGAAGGAGACAGAGCAAAAUCACACAUUAUUUUCUCCAAAAGGAGGGGGGUAAGAGGGAGCUGAAUGAGUUAAUUCUAAAUGAGGCCAUUCCUCCUCCUUCCACUGUUCUGGAUUGGUCAACUCAUCUUAAAGGGCUCCAACAAGAAUCUGAAAAUAUUAAUUACCCAUCAAGCCUGGCUCAAUAACUGACCUUAGCUGAGAAAUCCUAUAAGGCAAAUAUAAUUAAAAUAAAGACCCAGAGGCCACCUUCUGAGCUUGGAUCCUGGGACCUUCUGCAUGCAAAGCAGGCUCUCUGCCGCUGCACUAUGACCUUUCUCCAGGUUAUGACUCAAAGGAGUGGUUCUGAGUGGUGGCAGUAGCAGCACCAUAGCUUCCUCACAAUGUUUCCUCUCACUCUCAUUGUUUCUCUGCAGUGGCUGGAUUGCAGCAAUAUCUUUCUUUGGGACGAACGUGGGGUCAGCUGUCGUGAUGCUCAUCCCCACCAUCAUGUUCACAGCCAUGUCUGUCUUCUCCUUCAUUGCCCUCAGUAUGGUAAGACGUGGGAAAGGUUUUGCAUGGGGAUGCUACAUAGAUAUAUCUCACACUCUAUUGGCUGAGAAUGCCCAGGAGACUCCUGCUGCCUGAUCCUUCUGUUUUCAAGGGCCAGAGUUGACAUGACUGUGUUCACACAAGUGACGUGCAGUGUGCAUGGAUUUUGAUUGGCAUAUACCAGUCACCAAGAAGCUGCUUCUUACAUUUUUUUUCUGUGUGCACCUCACACCUAUAUAUUUAAUGUGUGCCUCAGAAGUAUCUGUCCAUGUACUUGGAGAAUCUUGGGCAGCCACUAGCAAGAUUCAGGACAGAGAAAAGAAAGAACUUCUUCACAUGGUGCACAGUUAAACUACGGAUGAUCACCAACUUGAAUUAAAAGAGUAUUAUACAGUUUCAUGGAGAAUAAAGGCUUAUCAAUGGGUACUCAGAAUACUAGUUACUUGGAUUCAGAAGUGGUGAGAGUGCUGUUGCACUCAGGUCCUGCUUGCAGGCUUCCCAUGGGCGUCUGGUGAAAGCAGGAUGCUGACUAGACGGGCCCUUGGCCUGAUCCAGCAGAGCUCUUCUGAUGUUUGAUGGCUACAUGAUUUCCCCAAGAAACGACCAUGAGCUUGGCUCCUUUGUUUGUCCUUCCAAGGCUAAACUGAAAAAGGUGAUGAACGACCCUGUUUUACUUUCACCCCACUCCAGGUCCAUAAAUUUUACCGGGGAAGCGGUGGGAGUAUCAGCAAAGCACAAGAGGAAUGGACGACGGGAGCCUGGAAGAACCCCCACGUGCAGCAGGCAGCUCAGAACGUGGCGGUCGGUGCUGCCCAGGGAGCCAUGAUGCCCCACGAGACGCAGUAUUCGGCCACUCCUAACUAUAACUACCCCAAUGACAUGUGAGGUGUGACCUUCCCCACCCAACUAGAACUUCCCGAGUGAGAUGUGAACCUGAGAGGGUUGUGACUUGAAGUGGGCAGGAAGAACUGGAGGAGAGCGUGUGUGUUUCUCUGUGUAUGUAAAUUCCACUGUAUAGAAGGGUUGGCGCAGGGCGGGCUGUAUAAUAGCCUCCUUGAUGGGAUGGAGGCAUGUCAAAAUUGUUAUUCUUCCUCCACCCUUUGACUUUGUUCUAGGAUAAUUGUCCUUGGAGAUAAUUUGUUCUCUCUCUCCCACUCCCCCCAAUCUGAAGAAGCUGUUGCGUUGACAUGCAGGACUAUUGUGUCGUGCUGUAGUGACUGUACAUGUGUGUGCUGGUCUCCCUUCCCCUUUUGUGAAACAAUGUACAGUGGUGGUUUUUAAAUUUUACUGUGUUGGUAGAUGAUAUUAUAGCUGCAUCAGCCGGGGUGAGCGUGGAGAGCCCAAACAUUCAAGAGCUGCUAAAGGGACACUCUGGGGGUUUCAUGAAUAACCCAGUUCACAAUAGCUGCCGGUUGCAAGAACUUUGUCAGGUUCAUUCUGUCUCAGCUAUUUGCAACUUAUACUGUAUAGAACAGGGUUAGGGAGCCUGUGACCCUUUGGGUGUUAUGGUCUCCAACUCCCAUCAGCCCCGGCCAGCAUGGUCAGAGAUGAUGGGUGUAGUAAUCCAAAACCUGGGGGGGGGCUGCAUGUUUCUGAUGUAGGGCAUUGCUGGCUUAUUAGCGUUUAAACCCUGCUCUUUUUCACACUCUCUUCACUCUCAAAACCAGAGCUCAACCUUUUCAUUCCAUGCUGAUCCACCAGAGGUUACCACUUACCUUAACGUGCGGUAUUAUAAACAGGUCCAUUUACUCUUCCGAUGUAUCGAUAGGAAGGCAGUGCUAGUGCGUGGCUUAAAAAACAAAGUUGUGAGCAGUGCUGUAGAGCUGCCCUGUUUGAACUGGAGCAGACCUCUGUGUUCAGUAUGAACCACAUUCCAAACAUGCCCCCAACCCCAGAAGCCCCAUAUCUAGAAUCAUGGAGAGGAUCUUGUUCCCUUCUGGACAAGCUUUCGAGGGCCAUGUGCUGGUGGUGUGCAGGGCCAGAGGCAAAACCAAGUGGAGCUAUGAACGCCUGUGUUACUUUUGUACAGCAGGCUAGUUUCUCUCUGCCUUCCAUCUAGACAAGCAAGAGUUCAAUCAGAGUUCAAGACACAUUCCAGCCAGGCAAAAUCAUGAAAAGUGUGUGUGUGUGUGUGUGUGUGUGUGUGUGUGUGUGUAAGUAACAGGGUCAAGUGAGGGGUGUUGCCUGGGGGAAGGGCCAAAAGGCCUGAGGUUCCCAACCCCUGUUGUGUGGGCCAUAUAGUUCAAGCCCCUGCUUGAUGCCACAAACCCAGAUGUAGAGCAUCACCAACUGGUGGUUGUUCAACUUGUGCUCGAAGACCUCUGAUCAGCGAGAGCCUCCCUCCAACCAGGCAAUUGGUUCCAUGACCUCAUAAUUUUACGGAGACUGAGAGGAGAUAUGAUAGCCAUAGUCAAAUAUAUGAAGAACUAUUGCGUGGAAGAUGGAGCAAGCUUGUUUUCUCCUGCUCUGGUGGGUAGGACUUAAACAAUUGGAUUCAAGCUACAAGAAAGGAAAUUCCGACUACGUAUCAAGGACAACUUGCUGACACUAAGAGCUGUGUGACAGGUCUCCUGCAGGAGGUUGUGGACUCUCCUUCCUUGGGGUUUUUAGGCAGAGGUUGGAUGGCCAUCAGUCAUGGAUGCUUUAGCUGAGAUUCCUACAUUGCAGGGGGUUAGACCAGAGGGCCCUUGGCAUCCUUCAAACUCUACAAUUCUACGAGAGCCAGUGUGGUGUAGUGGUUAAGAGCAGUAGACUCGUAAUCUGGUGAACCGGGUUCACAUCUCUGCUCCUCCACAUGCAGCUGCUGGGUGACCUUGGGCUGGUCACACUUCUCUGAAGUCUCUCAGCCUCACUCACCUCACAGUGUUUCUUGUGGGGAAGGAAGGGAAAGGAGAAUGUUAGCUGCUUUGAAACUCCUUCGGUUAGUGAUAAAGCAGGAUAUCUAAUCCAAAUUCUUCUUCUUCUAUGAACAACGUUCCAAAUUCCAUUGGCUCACUAAUACACGGCAAUUCUCAACUAAAUAUAAAGAGUGGAGUUUUUUCUUUCCUUGGCCAAAACAUUAUAGUGCAAUUCCUAAUGUUUCUGAAUUGUCUGGUGGUGCCAGAAGGCCCAGCAUCCAGUAAUUGUAUUUUCAUUGAUUUUUAUCAGUGUUUCCACAGAGCCGCAAGGCUGCUCUAUGGAUUUUUGUUUUUUAAAAAAACAUGCAGGCACAGAAGAUGCUUCUGUAUAGGAAUUAAUGUGAAGCUUGUCUAUAACAGGCUGUCUUGUGUGAAGAGCCACCACACACGGACAAGCGCUUUUCGGAACAUGGAAGCCUCUACUGUAUCCUGAGCAGACCUUCACUUCAACCUCCAAUGCUUUUUCUUGAUCUGAGUAUGGAUCUUGUAUUUUAUCUUGUAUUUUAACUCACCGUGAGAUCUAUGGAGGAAGGACAGCAUAUAAAUCUUAUUACCAUAGUAAAAAUAAAAUAACCAAUAAUACGGCAACUCAUUCUGGUUUCCUUGGCCAACACCCCAUCAUAUCCAACAUCAGAACAUAGGAAGCUGGUUCAUACCAAGUCAGGCCAUUGGUUCAUCUGGCUCAGUAUAGCCCACACUGACUGGCAGCCACUCCCACUCUCCAAGGUAUCAUCUAGGGGUCUCUCCCAGCCCUACUGGGAGAUGCUGGGGGUUCAACCUGGGACCUUCUGCAUGAAAAUCAGGUGUUCUGCCACUGAGUCAUGGUCCUUCCCAUGGUGAAAUACAGUGCUACACCUGAACAGGAAAUAUAACCCAGGUAGGAGGCAGAGGGUCAUGUGUGCAGGCCUGCUCUUGAUACCCCCCAUGGACCCUGCCCCUCGCCCCCUUGGUUCCCAACCUUUGCAUGUUGAGCUGGAAAGGUCUGGUGGGUGACUUCUACUUGCAUUUGCCUCCUCCAGGUCUUCCCAGGUCAACGCAGGAAGGGUGUAGGGACUGAGUGGAUAAGGAUGGAGUUGUUGGGAGAUGGGGUCACCAUAUUCACCCCCUUGCUCAUUAAGUGGGUUGGUACCCAUGGUGCUUGAACAGGGCUAUUGUUUGUUUGCUUUAUGGGAUUGUGUGCUUUGAAUAAGAGAACGUGAUAUUCCCUGGUGUUCAAGUGGCUGUGAAGUAUGUUUAUGCCUUCCUCUGCCCCUGCGUCUUAUCUUGCUGUAUUCUCUGUUGCUAGAUCAUUACUGUUUGGCCUCACAAGUGUGUGUGUGUGCAUUCAGGGUUUAUUAAAGAUUGGCAGUUCCACUGAAUCAGAGACACUUAAAAGAGUCUUGUCUGCCUUCAGAACUUAAUGUAGACUUCUGGCAAGAGUAGAUUAUUUUCACCUUAAUUUUGGUGGGUCCUCCAGAAUGGAGUUAUUGUAUGGGCAGCCAUUCUCUUUGGCUACCUACAGCAACUUCUUCCUCUGUUGUGUUAGAUCUAAUAAAAGUGGGCUAAUCCCAUAGGAUUAGAGACCACCAAAGAAGAAUGCUUUCAAAACUCGUUCAGAUUGGUGGUGUGCUUUUCCUCCCUUCUUGAAGCUUUUUACUUCCUUUUCUCCCCUCACCUCCAUCACCUGCAAUUUCCUCCUCCUGCUUCACAAGAACAUAUUCCCUGCUCCUGUGUUGGCUCUGUGAAAUGGGUUAAUGUAUGUGUUGGUGGGGCAGGGGGGAAGCAGCAAGGGUUUUUAAACUCUGCUAUUUUUAAGCAUCCCUGUAGAAGUCCACCCACCUUCUCAGUGCAUGCCUGUUUCUCUCGUUAAAAACUGCAAAGGCCGGCCUGUUCUCAAAGAUGGGAAGCCAGCUUUUGUCAUUCUGAGCAGAUGGAAUCAGUUGGAACAGCUUGGCCUCUGUUCAUCUCGCUCAUCAGUCGGAGGAGUCAGACUUGAGAAAUUCAGGGAGCUCUGCUUUCAAAUGCAGCAACAAGAAGGGGGGAACUUGCUUCCCAUUGAGUGUGCCUGGCAGUGCCCUGUAAUGAUCCUUGCAGCUCAGGGAUUAGAGAAGUUGGUCGAGUCUGUGAAGGGAAUGGGGGGACAAUGUGGUUUGAAGAUGAUCUGUAGCUCUUGAUCCCCAAGAGGGAAAAUGCCCUUCAGGUAUACAUGAUGAGCAAUUCUCUCUGCAGUGGUGAAUUUGUGUUGGGGAAGUAUUACUUCAGCUUGCACGUAAGGGCUCAUAAGCUUGAAUCUUGAAUGGUAGAAUCAUAAGGAGUUGUAAGGGACCUCAAAAUCAACUAGUUCAGCCCUCUGCCAUUAUUAUUAUUAUUGUGGAUAGCUCAGCUGGUAGAGCAUGAGACUCUUAUUCUCAGGGUCGUGGGUUUGAGCCCCACGAGGGUCUUCUAAUUCCACCCCCUGCAAUGCAGGGAUCUUUUGCCCAAGAUCCCUGCAUUGCAGGGGGUAGGAUUAGAAGACCCUCGUGGCCCCUUCCAACUUUACAAUUCUGUGAUUCUAUUAUUUUACAUGACUAUCUCUCACUUCCUCUCUGGAGCGCAAGGUGGCACACACAGUUCUCCCCCUCUCCAUUUCAAUCCUCACAACAACCCUGUGAGGUAGGAUAGGUUGAGAGAUUGUGACUGGCCCGAGGUCACUCAGUGAACCUCAUGGCUGAGUGGGGAAUUUGAACCCUAGUCUCCCAGGCCCCAGCCCAAUACUCUAACCAGCACAGUAUUUGAAGAUGGCUAUCACAUCACCUCUUAAUUGUCUCUUCUCCAGCUAGAGAUGCCCAACUCCUUCGAACUUUCCUUGAAGGACUUGGUCUCCAGGCCUCUAGCCAUCUUUCUUGCCCACCUCUGGACAUGCUCUGUUUAUCAGUAUCCUCUGCAGUCCCUAGAACUGAACACGGUACUUCAGAUUCAGGUAGGUAGCUGUGUUGGUCUGAUGCAGUCGAAAAAUAAUAAUUAAAUAUGCUACUUUUAAUAAAUAAAUUAAAUUAAAUUAAAUUGUGAGAGCCAGUGUGGUGUAGUAGUUAAUCUGGUGAACCAGUUCAUGUCUCUGCUCCUCCACAUGCAGCUGCUGGGUGACCUUGGGCCAGUCAUACUUCUCUGAAGUCUCUCAGCCCCACUCACCUCACAGAAUGUUUGUUGUGGGGGAGGAAGGGAAAGGAGAAUGUUAGCCGCUUUGAGACUCCUUCGGAUAGUGAUAAAGCCGGGAUAUCAGAUCCAAACUCCUCUUCUUCUACUGGACAAUUUUUUAUUUUUUCCUGACAGUACUUCAGGUAAAUGUUCCUCCUUUUAAAAAAGAGAAAAAAAUCCCUGUACAUGGAAAGCAAGCAGUGAGAAAGCUAAGCUAGAAUUUAUCUCCCUGAUGUGCUAGUUUUCUUCAUGUAGGGAUGUUGUUGUUUUUGAAUGGAGGGGCUUUCCAUCAUGUGAAAUCCCACCCGCAGCUGGAAGUAAUGCAGUCCCAUCCCAGGUUGACCAGCUUGGUGAUAACAGGACCCAAAUGAUAUCAGCUCUAGGGUGUGUGUGUGUGUGUGUGUUAGCAUCUAUCCUUCCUUGUUCACAGGUUUUGUUGUAAACCAAAAACGUCAGGCGCGUUAGUACAGAUAAAUCUUGUGCCCGAACUGCAUCUCAGGGAUUCUAGGCUAGAGAAUUUGUUCAUUCUCUGUGGCUCUUCCAAAUGGAGACCAUGCAAGUGGGGAAUGACUGUGGGCUCUGUGCCAGCCAGCUUGCUGUUUGCAGGGAUUGGGGAAUGCCUCCUUGAGAUGGUUUGGAGAAGACGUGCAUGGAGCUGAACCAGAAAGGAUACCCCUAGUGUCAGAGACAAUGUAACUGUGAAUAACAGUUGCCGGGGAACAAGAGUGAGCGAGUUCUGUUGUAUUCAUGUCUUGCUAGUGGGGUUUUCAUAUGCAUCUGGCCUUGUCGCUGUGAGAGCAGGAUGCUGGACUUGAUGGGCCUUUGGUCUCAUCCAGCAGGGCUCUUCUGCUUGUGGUGUCCCAUCACCUGCAAUAUUGUUCCAUUGCUUGCUGUCAUCUCCCAGCACCUAUGGUAAGCCAUAGAUGUCUUCUGCAUUCACAAACCUCAUGCACCAAACCUCACUGUUACCAGCACCAGCUUAUGUUCAUCUGUCCUGACAUUUAGCUUCCCAUUGCUUUUUCCUCCUUAGUUGGGUUCUGGCUUCUUGUCCCUCAAGGCCAUCUUGCAGCUGCAUUUCCAGCGUCCACUGUGUGCUGAAAUGGUAGCACCAAUAGGCCUUGAAUCUUAGCCUGGAAGUAGUGGGUGUUGCUUAUGGGCUGCCACUUGAGACAGUAACAUCUUAGAAGGGUUUUCAUUUGCUGGAUGCUGAUGGCUGGACUGAGUUACUCAUGAAAAAAAUAAUUCAAUCUGAUAGGGAACAAUUGUGGGCUGAAUGCAUUUGUAAUAAUUUAUUUUUCAGAAAGGGAAUAUAAUGGCUUCUAAUCAUUGUGCAUUGAAUUCUUGUGAGUUUCCCUUGCUUAGGCAGGGCAGAGGUUUCUCCUCCGCUGAGCUCCUGUUUGGUAAAGAAGAGAGAGACACUGGCAAUCCUGUUCUGCAUUUCUUUUCAGAGACUUCUCAAAUAGCUGUGGUGCCAUAAGUAAUCAUCUCAAUGUAUCUAAUUCACAACAGAGUUUUUAAACAAAUGUUAUAUAGAGAACAAAUGGGAAAAGCAAGGGAUGGGGUUUUUAAAUAUGGGGACCACUUGUGAUUAUUCAGUCAUUCCAUGUCUGUCCCUGAUGAAAUGGUGUCAACCUGGAGACUAAUUAAUAAAACAAAUUAUAUCAAA